Molecule: messenger RNA, 1247 nt
Organism: Tetranychus urticae (two-spotted spider mite)
Lineage: Eukaryota; Metazoa; Arthropoda; Arachnida; Trombidiformes; Tetranychidae
Molecular function (GO): protein binding
Source: RefSeq, a predicted model, not a curated record
CCUUUUUAUAGCUGCAAACUUCAUCUUGUUUUCACAUUGUCUUUCAAGUUGCUAAAAUGAACAUCAAUAAUUUGCCUGAUGAGUGUUUGUUACACGUUUUCAAUCUUAUUAAUAGAUGUGAUACUCUUCUUAAUUGUGCUAGAGUCUGUGAAAGAUGGAAAUGCUUGGUUCUCGAACGAUGUAAAAAUGUUAAUUACUUAACAGAUUCAUUGAAAGUGGAUGGUUAUCCUGCGAGUCGUACUAUCUUAUUUAAGGAUGAUGAUCAAUUAGAGCGAUUCGAACUAUUAAAAUGCCUUCCUAAACUCAAGAUUUUAGAUGUUAAAAGAAAACUUGAUAAUGAUUUCAUCUUGAACGUAAAAGUCAAAGGACUUUUAUUUAAAUGUGAUAUUUAUCUUGAUCUGGAAAAUGACACUUGUCAUAAUCCAUCGCUUGAAAUGUUAGCGAUCAAACAAUUAUCGGGUUUUUUCGUCAAUAAGAUCCAAGGACCAAGACUGAAACAGUUAUUUCUAACCAGUUGUAGUGUUCCUGAAUUUGCCAGCUGUGCUAAAUAUUUUCCAAAUCUGGAGAGACUUCAUAUUUAUGAACAAAGCCGGUUCUUGGAUGACGGGGCUUAUAUUGGACCUGUUCUCGAAAAGCUAGAGAUUUUGGAAAUGGGUUACCGAUCACGAGUGGAUACAUGGAAAUAUCAUGCAUUCAGCCUUGCAGAUCAUUGCCCAGCUUUGAAAAGUGCAUUUCAUUACAUUCAAUAUUUUGAAGAAAUUUUGGUCGACAGUGAAAUCAAAAAUCAUUUUUUAGAAGAUCUGGUUAUUGAGUUUGAGGAAGAUCAAGAUUGGUCAAUCUUAAGACGCAUUUUGAGCAAAUAUCCAAAUUUGAAACAUUUGGCUAUCAGAAGAGAGCAUGAAUAUGACACAGGAAUAUCUGAUGAAAAUAUUCCCGAACUUUUGGAAUUGCUUCCUUGUAUUAGGCUCAUUGAUAUCAGAAUAUCACGAAAAGUAACCAAAAAGUCAACUGAAUAUAUUGACCGAUACUGUAGACGUCAUAAUCGUUCAAUUUCAUUAUAUUAUGAUUAUGAAACCAAAAUCACUGAAAAAUGGCCUCAUCUAUCAACUGAAUACAGUCGUAUUGGUCUUGGAUUUGACUUUAUGAAAUUCUGUUUCCUAAGAGAUUUUGAUGAAUUGCCACUUUUACUCGAUCCUGAUGAAUAAAACAAUAUUCCUUAGAAUAAAUAUUGAGUUUUGAAUAUUAAA